AUUACUGGGUGCCUCGGUAACACACUUGCCGGCAGUAUUCCCAGGCACAGGCAGGGGGCAGUGUGAGUGCGGUCACCCCGGGUGCACUCCUCCUCUUCCUCCCCGGAGCCGGUAGUGGAUGCAGCGCUGUACCCACGUGUGUAGCCGCUGAUCCCUCACAUCAUCCACCAUGAGCGGCUUUAUCUCUAAGCAGGCGGAGGACGGGCUGGCCGGCCAGGUGGAGAGUUACUUGUUCGGGUGUGAGCUUACAUCGAAGACCACGUAUUACACGUUUAAGGUGGAUGAAGAGGAUGAAUACGAUCACAGUUUAUCCUUGUGCACGAUUAGUCUCGGCGAAGGCGCCAAAGAUGAGUAUAACGUGGUGGAAGUCACUGCUCGCAAUCACACGGAUGAGGAUACAACUGUGCCCAUUGCUACCCUGAAACUUUCCUGCCAGACCAUGGUUAAUGUGGAUAACUUUGAGAUCCGGCCUCCCGUUACGUUUCGCCUGAAGUUUGGCUCCGGACCUGUUCUACUAUCCGGACAAGUUAUAGUCGCUCCCCCGGACUUGGAUUCUGAGGAGGAGGAGGAAGAUGAGGAGGAGGAGGAUGAUGAUGAUUUGGAAGAGGAGGAGGAUGAUGAAGAUUUAGUUCCCAUAAAACCGGUCAACAAAAAAAUGAGAAAAUGACCCAGCAAUUUUACAGAUGUUAUAAAACAGUGAGAUCGGGCUUACACGUCACUUACAAUGUGUGUAUCUCAUGCAUAUUUUAUGUAGAUGGGGGUGUUUGCAACAUCCUGAUAUAAUCUAUAUUGUUUAUGUAUAGAAAAUGGGCAGGCAUUCUGGUACCUUUUUGUAUUGAUAAACUUAUUUUUGUACUUGAAAUUUGAAGUUACUGAUGUACUUUUUGUAUAUUAGAAAUUUUAUGAUGCAUUUUGUACAGAGGAGCAGCUACGGUUUGUUUUUAUGUAGCUGCUGAAAAAGACACAAUACAUUUCAUGAAGAAGGUUUGGUGUUGGCGUUUGGUGUGUUCUUUUGCAAGCUCCAGAGAAUGAACCAAUAUUCUAUAUAAUAAAACUUUCUGCUGAUUAAAAUAAAAAAGACAUAAUUUUGACAAGUAA
Pseudophryne corroboree (corroboree frog) is the source of this 1098-nucleotide messenger RNA. RefSeq names its product nucleophosmin/nucleoplasmin 3 (gene NPM3). The record is from RefSeq and is a predicted model, not a curated record. Lineage: Eukaryota; Metazoa; Chordata; Amphibia; Anura; Myobatrachidae. Gene Ontology annotation, molecular function: histone binding; RNA binding; chromatin binding. Gene Ontology annotation, biological process: chromatin remodeling. The coding region runs from base 170 to 667 and encodes 165 amino acids. The transcript is spliced from 5 exons. Gene Ontology annotation, cellular component: nucleolus; nucleoplasm; cytoplasm.